GGGAAGGGCCGUUCCCCCCGCGCGCCGAGCGGCCGGGGCCGGCAGGGGAAGCGCGGGCUCUAGUUCCCCGCGCGAGGUCGGCGUGCGGCCGCGGCUCUGUGGGGCGGGUGCGGCGGAUCCGGCGGCACUUAGUAGGCGCUCGGGCGCGAUUUGGGGGCUGAACGCGCGGCCAAGUGCAGUGAGCGCUGCGGUCGUGCCCUUUCACGGUGUUGGUUCAGAGGGCCCCCGGUGGACCGGGUCAAAUCCGCAUUCUCUUCAUCUGCUGCGAAGGAGGGACGAGAACCAGCCGUCCUGUACCGUUCGUGCGGCCCGGAGGGGAGGGCCGGAGAAUGGGGUGACGGACUGUUCCUGAAGAUUCCGAAGGUGGCUGUCAGGUGGAAGAGCGUGGAGACUUGUUCUCUUUAGUCCUGAGGAUUUUGAGCAGCAUGAAGGGUGGGGACUACGAAGAGGCCGGUUCCAGCUGAGCAGAAAGAAUGAGGACCGGGGUCUCCCGUUCCUGCUGGUCAGCGUGGCCUGACUUCAAGAGGCUCCGUGCAAGGCCAGCUCCGGCGGGUUCGAGGAGAGUGCCCAUGGCUGUGGGAGAAGGGCAGGUUGUGGAGGAGAUGGAAACAUCAGGCGGGAGGUGCAUUUAUGGCCUUUCGGUGCUUUUCUGUGAUUGUCACUCUGUAAUGAGCUCCAGAAGGCAAACUUAUGAGAAACCUCCUCCUGGGCUUAUCAAGGAAGAUGAGACUAAGCCGGAAGACUGUAUACCAGAUGUACCAGGCAACGAACAUGCCAGGGAAUUUCUGGCUCACGCACCAACUAAAGGACUUUGGAUGCCACUGGGGAAAGAAGUCAAAGUUAUGCAGUGCUGGCGUUGUAAGCGGUAUGGUCACCGAACAGGCGACAAAGAAUGCCCUUUUUUUAUCAAAGGCAACCAAAAAUUAGAACAGUUCAGAGUAGCACAUGAAGAUCCCAUGUAUGACAUCAUACGAGAGAAUAAAAGACAUGAAAAGGAUGUAAGGAUACAGCAGUUAAAACAGUUAUUGGAGGAUUCCACCUCUGAUGAAGAUGGGAGCAGCUCCAGCUCCUCAGAAUGUAAAGAGAAACACAAGAAAAAGAAGAAGAAAGAAAAGCAUAAGAAAAGGAAAAAAGAAAAGAAGAAGAAAAAACGAAAGCAUAAGUCUUCCAAGUCGAAUGAGAGUUCAGACUCGGACUGACAAGGACUUGACCUAUUCCAUGUUCUCCUCUCAAAAAUCAGACACUGUGGCCCCAGACCAGAGGGUGUGGAAUCGGGGAGGACUUGGAGACCCCAAGAGAGCAGGGCAUUCGGUGUCACGCGUGUGAAUUCUCACCUGCCUUCCAGCAAAGACGUGACCCCCGGAGGGUGAGUUGUGUCUUCCCUGGUGCUGGCUCUGGACAGCGGCUGAUUUCAGGCAGGAAAGCGUUGUUCAUUGUCUUCCUCCCACUGAUCCUUGCAGUUUGUGAUUCCUUCCAGCUGCCACUGCCAGUGGAGUGAGACUGAGGGAAUGAGUCUCUGAGGAAGCUCCAGGUGCUACUUGCAGCCUUCCCCUCCCCCUGGGAGCGUUCCCAGAAUUCCCAGAGACUCCAGGCAUGGCUUUUCUCUGUUGUUGAGGAUAAUAAAAGCUCGUUAUUUAUU
Molecule: messenger RNA, 1639 nt
Organism: Neofelis nebulosa (Clouded leopard)
Lineage: Eukaryota; Metazoa; Chordata; Mammalia; Carnivora; Felidae
Product: retinitis pigmentosa 9 protein-like
Exons: 6
Coding region: 474-1199 (241 amino acids)
Biological process (GO): RNA splicing
Source: RefSeq, a predicted model, not a curated record